UCGAGUUUAGAUUUUGCUUAACUUAAAACCUUGAUUUCUUUUUGUUUUACUGCGAUUCUAUGUGCUAUCGUUUUAGCCAAUUAGUAUGUAACAGUUCUUUACCGGAAAUAUCUACUAUGAUUUGUGUAACUACUUUAUAACAUGUCUGAAGAAAUGGACAUGAAUGUAAACAACCUCUCCGCUGCCGGAGAGGCUUUUGAGGUAUCCCAAUCAAAUUCCUUGUAUUUAGAAAAUGAGAGUGUCUCCUCUCCUGGCAGAGAGUGCUCGCAGCCUGCUGCCGUUGAUGUGGCCGAAUUAAGCGAUAUGUCCAUAGAAAACGAUCUCGUGUCGUCCACCAACAACGAGGAUCAAUCACAACUAAGUUACUGCAACUUGGAUGUAGGCAGCGAAGUGAACAUCAACGAAGAUGAGCCAGACGAAACGAAUACCACAUUUGAUCUUGGAAACGAGGCCAACUCGGAACCUAAUAAUUCACUUGAAACCGAUUAUGUGCAAGAACAAAGUUAUGCAGUAAGUAACGAUGUGGACAACGACGUAGACAUGGUGGUGGACGAGACAGUGGAGAUAGAAGCGGUGAGCAGCUCAGAAGUAUGUCCUCCUACUAGCGUAUCUCCUUCGAAACAAGGUAGAGGUAGGGGCAGAGGCAGAGGGAGAGGACGGGGAAGAGGGAGAGGGCGAGGCAAGGGCAGAGGUAGGAAAACAAUACCAUUUAAUGAUUCAACCUCCAUUAAUUUCGGCACAGACGUUUCUAGUGAUAUUAGUGCAAAUAUAAGUUCAGAACCUCUCUCUGAGAAUACACUACACUCCCCAAACAACAACAUUGACUCAAUUCAAACUGACACAAAUGGCUUUCUUGCAUCACCAAGUCAGAGUAUGGACACUCCCACUGAACAAGUCCCUGUAACUAGAAAAAGGGGCAGGAAAAAGAAAGAGCCACCUGUAAGUGACACUGGAAGCUUGGAAAGUCCAGAAGUUCUAAGUCCAAAAGUUCCUCGUAGAAGAGCUCCACCAGUUAAAGAUACUGGAAGCUCGCAAAGUCCAGUAGUUGAAAGUCCAAGAGUUUCCCGUAGAAGAGGUCGGCCAAGGAAAAAUUCAAGUCUGAAUGAUAUAACUGAAAACCAAACAACAGUCAAUGGGGAUUCUUUACCUGUCACUGCCAGCUCUUCUGAAAUGAAAGACCUUAAUAAAAUGGUUGAAAAUUUGUCCCAACUUGAAGACAAGUUGCGUAAAUUACAGGACAACCUUUCUAAUAUUGAGAAAUCAGAGGAGGAUGAAGAUGAUGAUGAGGAAGACAUGUGCUUAAGUCAGCUAAAAACAUCAAUUGACUGUGAAAGAGCAUCUGAAGCCAAGGACCCCAUAUUGCAAGGGUUGCAAGAAAUGCCUUCUUCACCAUUAGCUGAACCUGAGGCAGAUUUGGAUAAUGGAAUUGAUGAAAGUGCAAGCGCUCCUAGUGAGCCAAUAACCCAGUCUGAGGUCAUCAAAGACAAUGAUGCCACCACAACAGAAACAGACACCCCAUUGACAGAAAAUGUUACAACAGAUAAUGUCACAACGGAAAAUGUUACAACAGAAAAUAUAACUACAGAAAAUGUUACUACAGAAAAUGUUACUACAGAAAAUGUAACUACAGAAAAUGUAACUACAGAAAAUGUAACAGAAAAUGUAACUACAGAAAAUACCACUGCAGAAAAUAUUAUAGGCGACGAAGUUGAAAAUAAGUGUAUGGAUGAGUCACUUCUUAUUGAAGAUACUUCUAAGAGACCUAAGAGAAGAAACGCGAGGAAAACGUUAAAAUACAGAAAUGAUGAUGAUUCUGAUGAAGAUCCAUUUGCUAAUGUUGAGCUGUCGGAUGAUGAUGAACCAAGGAAAAAAAAGAAAAGUGGCAGGUAUAACUCUGAUGAUGAAUACAUACCAGGAAGAAAAGGAAGAACUAGCUCCAUAGACUCCUCAGAUAGUGCAGUUGGUGAUGCACUAGAUGAGUUAGAAGAGCUAAAAAUGACAACAAAGAAAAGAGGGCGAAAGAAACAAGAGAUUCAAUUAGGAGAGAAAAUGCCCCUUAUUUCAAAAGUAAUUAGCCAGAGUCCUAUGAAUUCAUCAAGUUUAAAUACAGUUGAAGAUAAAAAAGAGCCUUGGAGGUUUUCUCCUAAUACAGUUCAGGAUUUGUGUGAUGAUACUGAAGAGCAACCAUCUGUAAAUAAUGAAAUCAAACCUACACCGCGUCCACAGUCUUCAAAUACUUGGGGUUCAAGUAAGGAGUUUGAAAACUUCCUGGCAAAGAAAACACAGGGCACUAAUUUAAAAAUUAAAAAAGUGCCUAAAAUAUCAAGCUCAUCACCAAGCGUAGUGGCACCUAUAGAAAUCCCAGUCUUAGAAGCAAAUGAGGUUAAGAAGAAAGUAGAAGCAUCUGCUCAAACCAACAAAGUUCAUACUGAAACUACAAGUACUCAGACUAGUGGGCCCUGCACACUUUCAAUGAAGUCCAAUGUUCCUUUAAAUAGUGAACAGUCAGAAAAUGCAUGCAAAUUCCUUACUAGCAUUGUGAAAACUACUUCAGAAUUAGGAACCUUAAUGACUGAAAAGUCUGAUGACUUUAUUCAAAAGAAAAUAAACACAACUAAUGUGGUAGACAGUUUUAAGAUAGAUUAUUGUGUCAAGAAAUCAUUUUUACUACUGAAACUUGCCAAACAUAAUAUUAUGCAAAUGGAAGAGGACUUAUCCAAUCAAUAUGAAAAAUUUCUUCAAGAAAAUGACCUAUCAUCAUACAGGGAACAAGAGAAGAAAAUAGAGCCUACACCCAAAAAGGAAAAAGAAGACAGUGAUAGUGACUGUGAAAUAGUUGGGGAAACACCACCUCAAAAGGUUGAAGUGAAAAAAGAAAGCAAACCCAAAUUCAACCCAAAAACAGUAUUUUUAAAUAAAGAACUUUCUAUCAAAAUUGCUAAAAAGCCAAGUGAAGAAGUCAAGAGCAAUAAAAAUAUUAACAUCAAAGGCAGACACACUGUCUGGAUCAGUGAUUCGGUGAUGGUAAAGAAAGUAAAGGGCUCGCAGUCUUUUUUAGCCCAGGACAGCCGAAAUAAAAAACCACCCGAUAAUAAAAUUACAGAAAAAAUGGUAAGUGAUUUUUUUGAGGAUUAUUAUCGCCAGAAAGCAUUAUUUGCCUGUGCUCCAUUUUUAUCCACUGAAUGGUCUACCUGGCGAUAUAACAGAUACAUCUGUCAAUACUUUACUGUUGAACCUGAUAAUCUUACAAAUGGUAAUAUUUCUAGAACUGAGGAGAUUUUCACGGACAAUGAAAGUAACCCAAGUGUGAGUGAAAGUGGCAAUGAACUUAGUGAGAAAAUAAAAUGUGAAGUUAGCAAAUUGAGCAACCCGAAAACACUUUUAUCAAUUUGCUUGAAGAAUCUGCAUGAACUCUUUUAUCUGACGGAACCUACUGAUACAAACAACACUUUUUCCAUUCCCGAAUGCACAAAUGAUAAUAGUGCAGCUCUGUUUAUUCAGCCAAAAACACUAUUUUCUGCAUGCUGUGAGCACCUGAAAAAAAAUCAGCAGAAUUUUAGGGCACAACAUAAGUUGUUAGUAAAUGAUCCCGUGAUUGUAGCUCAAAAUAAAAUUGAAAAUUCAGACGAAGAUGAAGACAAUCAAGAAGAGUACAUUUGUUUACUAAAUGCUUCAGAAAUCCUAACCCAAAAUAUACCCUCUUUGAAAGCAUUGUGUUAUUCAAUAAUAAUCAGACUUGACUUUGCAAAUAGCAAAAAAAGUGAUAAUAAGACUGUAAUGUCGAAUAGUGAAAUUGAUGAAACUGAAUAUUGUGAAAGUGACUUCUCAUGUGAUCAUUGCAGCCAAGAAGUAAAUGCUCCCGAGAUUGUACCUAAAAAUAAAAUUGAGGGUUCAGACGAAGACGAAGACAAUCAAGAAGAGGACAUUUGUUUACUAAAUGCUUCAGAAAUCCUAAACCAAAAUAUACCCUCUUUGAAAGCAUUAUGUUAUUCAACCAUAAUCAGACUUGACUUUGCAAAUAGCAUAAAAAGUGACAAUAAGACUGUAAUGUCUAAUAGUGAAAUGGAUGAAACUGAAUAUUGUGAAAGUGACUUCUCAUGUAAUGAUUGCCAAGAAGUCAAGUCACUGUUGACUUUAUGUGUACAGGUAAUCCAACAAGGCCAAAAAGUUCUUCAACCUAAUAAGCCAAGUGAUUUUUGUGUUAAUGACACUUUCUCAUUUAGAUCUCCAAAUUCUUUGAAGCAUAUUGCAUUUAAAUGCAUAACAAGUUUACUAAAUGAAUGUCACAUAAGUGACAUUGCCAAGUCCCAAAAUGAAAUUGUAUGUAAUUUAACUCCCCAUAAAGUAAAAAAGUUAGCUGAUAUAUGCUUUGACAUUGUAUCAAAGUUGUAUGGAGCUGAUGAUUUUCAAGUAACUGGAAGUGCUAAAGCCCCAUCUGUAGCACUAACUAUCAAUGCCAUUAAUACACUCUCAGAAGAAGCAUACCUUAAUAUUGAGGAAAAUACAAAUGAUCAAGAUAAUUCAGAUUAUUAUGAAGAUGAUGGUGGCACUUUUUAUGAAGAUGAAGAUAAUGAAGAUCAUAGGGAAAAUGAAAGUUGGAUCUCUAAAGUACAGUUGAAAGAACUUAUGUCUUGUGCUGUAUCUGACAAACAAAAAAAUGUGUCAAAACCCAUCCCUGAAAAUGAUAAUAUUCAAGUGGCAACUGAGAAUUAUCCUCUUAUUGCUAAUAUCAAAACUGAACCGGGUUUAGAGGAGACACCUGCUAAUGCAGAGAACUUUGUUCCGAUUAUUAAAACUGAACCUGAUCAUUAUGUUGAUCAAAUGACCAUCAUACCAGAAAGUGUUGUUACAAAAACCGAAUCUUUUGAUAAUGUUGACCCAUUACCUGUUGGUAGAGAACCAAUUCAAAGACAAAAUAGCACAAGUUUUGAUGAAGAAAAUUUUGAAAAAUUUGUGAGGUCUAAUAAAAUGAUACAUGAUAUUAGCACUUAUGAAAAUGAGAAUGAUGAAACAUUUAGUCAAAGUGCUUUGCGAGUCCGCAGACAGCAUGAACCUGAUUCUGAUAACGAAAAUGACACAAGUAUGAGUUUACUAGUACCACAUACAUUUGAGCCUCUCACUGUUGAAUCAGCUAAAGGAAGCCUUCUGGAAAACAGCGGGAGUGACAGUGAAAAUGUUAGUAAAAAGAACAACAAACGAAAACCUGGUAGACGUAAGACAAAAAAGCCUGAGCCUCCAAAACAAACCAAAGAACCUGCAAAAGAAAAUAAAGAAGUACCUUCAAAAGAAAACAAAGAAGUCCAGUCAAAACAAAAUAAAGAGGUACAGUCAAAAGACAAACCUGUUCCUGUUAAUGAGCUUGUUAUACUUACUAGACGAAUGCGAGAACGAAUUAGACAAGAAGAGAAAAAAGGCGAGUCAUCCGAUUCGGAUUCUGAAAAUGUGGCACAAACCUCAAAGCAGGAAAAAGAAACAAAAAAAGAAACAAGACGUUCACGAUUGGCUGCUAAAAAUAACACGCCUGUGGAUGAAGAGAUACAGUGUAAUAAUGUAGAUUCAACAGAACAAACAACGGAUACUACUGCCAAUAAAUUCAAGGAUGAAACUGGAACAAAUUCCAAAGAAGAUAAUAAGUUCACUGGAUUUACUGCUGUUGAUCAAAAUGAAAUUUCUACAUAUCAUAAAUACGUUAAAUAUGUUUAUGACCAAAUUUUACCAAAAGUAAAUGCAGAGACUGAAUCGAAAACUACAGAAGAAAAAUCAAACAAAGAUGAAAAGACAAAGGAUAGUGAAAAUGAGACAGAUGAGAUAAUAAAUUCACAGGAACCAAUAGAACUUUUAGAAUGCACACCUACAAUGCCAAUGUUUGAGGAGGAGGAGGCUAAACCUAAUCGAAAACCUACCACAAAAUCUCCUGGCAAGAAGAAAGAAGCUAAACUUGCUAAAGAAGAAUCAGUAAGUACAGACAAAGAGGACACUAAACAUGAUAAUAAUGGAAAAAAAGAUCUAUUAGGCAAAGAAACUGAGCAAAGUGAAUUAUUCACUGAACGCAAUGGAUGGAAGUGCUAUCCGAUUCUCAGUAGUGAUACAAAACUUUAUGAACAAAUCCCCAUCAUACCCUUGGAAAAAUUACCAGAAUCUUUUGUUCAGACAUAUUUUGAAUAUCAAGAGAUAGCGGUAAAAAGCAAAGAUGAUGAAGAAAUUGAUAGAUUGACAAACCUUCAGUCUUUGAAUAGGUUAUCUUUAUCUAGUGUAAAGAAACCUAGAGGUCGUAAAGAAAAAGUGGCAGGUGAAGAGCAGGAAAAGUCUUCUCAAGAUGAUAAUGAACGACCGGAAAGUCCUGCAGACACAGAUGCAGGCCAUUACAAUGAAUUAUUACCUUCUGAAGAUGAAGGUGAUAACUACGAGGACGAUUUUACAACACCAGGUCCAGAUGCUACGGAAAACAAUAUGGCGAAAAAUUUGCUCAUGGAUGAUGAUGAUGAGGACGACACACCACUAUCUCACAGAAAAAUCAAGAAAGAAGUUGAUGGUGAUAUCACUUAUAAAAAGAAGAGGCCUGGGCCGAAAUCUAAAACAGUUGAUGUAAAACAGGAACAUCCAGAUUUGUUAAUGCUUACUGCAGACAAGAUGAUGAACAAAGAAUUGACACUUUUACAUGCACCAGUAGUUUUAGAUAACGAAAAUGCGAAAACACCUGCUAAAGGUCCUGUUACAAGGAAUAAACCGAGAAGUGGUACAAAGAGUGGUGGUAAGGGAGAUCGAAUAAAGUCCGAUGAUUCCUCAUCAGAAGAAGAAAAACAAUGGGUUAAUACUAAAGAAAAACUUCUAAAAAGAAUGGGGAAAAAACAAGAGACUGCAAUGGAAGACGAUGCUAAGCGGGCUAAACUCGUGAGUGAGUUCAUAGAGCGACGGAACACAAGCGACAAACCUUUAAUUUUGAAUCAUAAAACUCGUGGUCGAUCCAGACGUUCUAGAAAGAAGAUGUUGGAAAGGCAAAAGCAGAUGAGAGUGCUGUCGUAUGAGCUACUCGGAGAAGCAGGACCGCAUGGUCCAAAAGGAAACUCCGCAGCAUAUUUCAAGGGACGGCGUAAUAUUAGAAAGGUCAUUGAUAAGAAAUCCUUGGCCCGGAGUACUGUGAUAGCUAAUAUGGAGGAAUUUGAGAGAAAGCGAAGACUCAGCAUGAAACAGAAACAACUGGAAGAAAUAUUAGGCUGCGAAGAGGGUGUAAAUGUCAUAGUGACUAAUGACGAGGUCUGCUUGGAGUAUGACUUCAAUGUAGGCCAGCCUGCGGUCACCGUGCAUCCGUUCUUUACCAAAGUUAUGAAAGCGCAUCAGUACGAAGGUGUCAAAUUCAUGUGGGAUGCCUGUUUCGAAAGCGUAGAGCGCGUCCAGUCAGGCCAUCCAGGCGGUGGCUGCAUAUUGGCCCACUGCAUGGGACUCGGGAAGACCUUACAAGUCCUAGCCCUUUUACACACAGUAUUAACGCAUCCGGGCGUGGGCAUGCGACGUAUCCUAGUCUGUUGCCCGCUGUCGACGGUGUUGAACUGGGUUGACGAAAUACACAAGUGGAUCGGACCCGUUACGGAUGAAAUAAAGCCAAAUAAAAUGAAACGGAAGCUACAGGUUUUUGAACUAUCAAAGCUAAAAAAAACCUACGAGCGAGCGUACCAAUUAGAGGACUGGUACAACGGAGGCGGUAUUUUCAUCAUUGGAUACGAACUAUUCCGGAGUCUGACAACCCUGGACGCCGAACUAGAUGACGUCAGACAAACUAUCAUAGACAAGAUACGCACAGCCCUACUCGACCCCGGCCCGGACAUAAUAGUGUGCGAUGAGGGACACUUGUUGAAGAACGAUUGCUCGGUACUAGCGGUGGCUAUGAGCAGGGUUGCCACUCGCAGAAGAAUUGUUCUGACGGGAACGCCGAUGCAGAAUAAUUUGAGAGAGUAUUAUUGCAUGGUGAACUUUGUCAAGCCGAAUCUGCUUGGGACAUACUCGGAGUAUUCUAAUAGAUUUGAAAACCCCAUAAUGAACGGUCAGCACCGAGAUUCCGUAGUUGAAGACAUUAAGCUAAUGAAGGCCCGUACUCACAUCUUGCACAAAGUCUUAGAAGGCUGCCUCCAAAGGCAGGAGGCCUCGGUACUAUACCCUUAUCUGCCAAAGAAACACGAAUACACAGUAUUCAUAUCUCUAACGAAAUGCCAGUGUGACUUGUACAAGCAUUACCUCAAUGUGUACGCGAACAAGAAUAAGCAGAGUAUUUUGAAGGACUUCCAUACUUUGCAGAAGAUAUGGUCGCAUCCUCAGGUGCUGCAUAAUUUCAAUAUGAAAGCAAGGGACGAGAAGAUUAAAGUUAAAGCCGAGAAGUUAGAAGACGACCUGGCGCGCGAAGACCUGACCGCCAGCGAAGACAUCAAGCCAACCAACACCGACGUGUGGUGGUUCCAGUAUCUCGAGGGCGGCGACAUGUUGGACCGACUCGAGAGCUCCAACAAGUUCAUAACCGUCUUCAGGAUCCUGGAGGAAGCCGUUGCGUUGGACGACAAAGUUUUAAUAUUCUCCACGUCGCUGAUCACCAUGGACUCGCUGGAGUACUUCCUGAAGAAGAUCAACAACUGGAGCCUCGGGCAGGAUUACUACCGGCUCGACGGCUCCGUGCCGCCCGAGGUGCGCCAGAAGUGGUGUCGCGAGUUCAACGCCGAGCACAACUACAAGACCAAAUUGUUCCUAAUCUCAACCCGUGCCGGUUCCCUGGGUCUGAACAUGACGGCCGCUAACCGCGUCAUCAUAUUGGACACCUCUUGGAAUCCAGCCCACGACAUACAGAGCAUCUUCCGAGUGUACCGCUUCGGGCAGAAGAAGGACUGCUACAUUUACCGACUGGUUGCGUUGGGCACUAUGGAGCAGAAGAUCUACGAACGAGCCGUGACGAAACAGGCCGUGUCAUGUCGCGUGGUGGACGAGCAACAGAUCGACCGACACUACAACAUGGCCGAGCUAACUGAGUUAUACAGGUUCGACGAGACGGGCACGAGCGUGGCCGGCGGUGUAGCAGUGGGCGUGCACGACGUGGUGCUGCUGCGCGUGGCGCGCGACGCCGCGCUGCACGCCGUGCACGAGCACGACUCGCUGCUGCGCGGCUCCGAGGCCGCGCUGUCCGAGCACGAGCGCGCCGCCGCCUGGGACCAGUUCCAGCAGGAGACGCAGCACAACCAGAUGCCGCAGGGUAAAGUACCCAAAAAAGGAACUAAAAGAAGCUUUCCCCUGGUUCCGGUUCCGGAUAUUAAGCCGACGCUGUACGAGAUCAAACCGGAACCGCAGGCCGAUGCGGACUACACGCCUACUGAGCCUAAAACGAAGCGAGGGAGGAAAAAGAUUAUCAACUGUCGCAUUCCGAUCCAAACCACACCCCAGCCGUCCACCAGCAGUCAGCCGGACUACUUCGUCGACAGGUGGCAGGAAACCGACAUCGUUGCCCAGAUCUCACAGAUUCUAGUCAGUCACGAUUUCAACAAUAGGAGAACGCCGCGGGAUCUGUCCAAACUUAUAUCGACUGUCCAGCAGGUCGUCGCGAGCGGGGAUCUGAGCCAACUACCGCCCGGGGACGACGCCGCCGCGGCCAUCGCGCAAAUACUGCUGCGGAAGAACUCUCCCGUCGCAGCCCCGCCCAUGCCGGCCCUCACCGACAUAUCGACUCGUCCGGCCUUCACCGCCGUACAGACCCCUCCGUCCCUCACCGAUAUACAACAAACGAUACCUAGCAAUCAACCACUCGAACAAGAAGACGCGGAAACCAUCACUGGCGAUCUGACCUCCAAACCGGACGCCAACGUAAAAAGAAAAAGGCGAGCGGCCGUGUCCGCGCAGAAGAAAUUCGACGCCAUAGCGGACGACGUAGUUAUAGAUCUCAACGACGACGACUGGCGCAACGACGACGAUUUCAUCGUCGCUCCGACUCGAAACCCGGAGCCCGAGAAGACAGAAAGAAAAGGAAAAUACAAGCCGGGUCCGAAGAGUAAAAAGCAGCCGGCCGAAACUCCACCGGUGGAAACCCUACCGGUCGAGACGCCUCAGAAGCUGGCGCAGACCAUUAACAAAUCCACAAAUGUGGAAGACAGUAUAUUACUAAGCGACGAUGAAAUCGUGCCUGAAGUUCGACCACCGCCCGUGACAGUCAAACAGGAGUCUUCAGCAAAGAAGGGCGAAGAAGAGAAGUACCCGCUUCACCCGUCGCUGCUCACGAACGAGAACUUCAUAAAGAUAGUGGCGCACACAUACUUGGCCGGGAACCCCAUGCUGGACGAGGACGCGGCCACGCUGGCGGCGCGGUACAGCACCAGCAAGGCGCUGCGCGAGACCGAGGCCACCGGCACGCCCAUCCACGGCGGACCCAUCUACGACAUCGCUGUCCAGGUCCUAGGCAUCGACAUCCUCAAAAAACUCCACACCAACGGUCCCACCGCCGACGCCAAGACCAACAAACAGGACCAGAAAACGCUCUCAGAAACCGAGAAAAUGCUCAGCAAUGCCACGGCCACGCCCGAGGCCAAGCGAGGCCUACUCAAGCCGAAGGUCACUUCGGAGUUGAUGCCUAAGGAGAGGAAGCCGAAGAUAGCUAACCUGGGGCGCGUGAAGUUGACGCCCGUCACGCCGGUCAUCGCGGCGCCGGUCGUCGUACCUGUGGGGCUAAUAAAAAACACCAACAACUCUGGCGCGGUGGUCGAGGAGUGCAUUCUGCCCGACGACGACGACGUGCACGUGAUCGCCGACCCCCCUCCCCCUCCCCCCGCCGCACCGCCCCCGCUGGCUCCCCGCCGCGCGCCCCGCCCCGCCCCCGUGCUGCUCAACAGCGCCGUCGCCGGCGGCCAGCGGCUCAUGCAAGACGAGCGACUCCUCACCAACAUUAAAGUGCCCAUCGCGCCGGCGCCACAGGCACCACAGGCGCCGGCCGGCACGACCAGGAUCAAGGUCCUCGGGAACAGGGCCAAGCCCGGCUUGCCCGUUCGGCCGGCCGGCCGCGCCGACCCGGCGCCGGCACCCGGCGGCACCAUCUGCCUCGACAGCGACGACGAGGACGCCGCGCCCGCCCCCGCCCCCGCCCCCGUGCCCGUCACGCUCACGGCCGCCACCGGCGCCCGCCUCGAGCUGCAGAUGCCGCGGGAGACCCCGCUGCGGCCGGCGCGCGUAGACCCCGUGCUCGACGUGGACUACUACAUCGGCGACGGCAACCCGCACGACGCGCCCCCCGCCCCCGCCCCCGCCACCGCCCCGGCGCCGCCCGCGCCGCGCCACCAAUCGAGGCUCGCCCCGAAGCCCGCGACCGCCACCGUCUGCAAGCCGGGCGACAUCAUCCGCAUCGGCAAGACCGGGAUGGUCGAGGUGCUGAGCAAGGUCGACUCCGCUCCCGUCUCGAUCGGCAGGGGCGCCUGGCCCGCCCCGGGUAAACCCGCUGGCGAAACGGUCGCGCCCGCCGCGGGACCGAAAUCGGCGAAGCCGAAGAUCGGUCUUAAACCGGCGUCGCAGAAGGCCUCUCCCAAACCGACGGAGCCAAAAGUGGCUCCGAAACCGACGGAACGAGUCACGCCUAAACCGGCGGCGAAACCCGCUCCCAAACCGGCUGAGAAAGUCGCCCCGAAACCGGCUCCUAAACCGAUGGAGAAGCCCGUCCGUCUGGACAGCGGCAGCAGCUCCAGCUCCCGCUCCGCCAGCCCCGUCGACGCGGACCCGCUGUCCAUCCUCAGGGACGUGGUGCAGAUCCCGGCCGACCGCUACCAGAGCAUCCUCGGCGGCCAGACCUCCGCCGACUUCUCCCCGAGCACCACCAAAGCGAGCUCUUCCAAACCGACCCCCCAGGCUACACCUUCCAAAGUAAACACGACUAAGAAACCUCCCGAGAAACUACCCAGUUUACUCGAAAGAUUAAGUGCGUUAAAAGAUCUAAAGGCUAAGGAAAUGCCUAAGAAACCAGCCGAGAAACCGAAAAAGGCCAUAACCACUAAGAGCUCGAGCGCAGUGUUCGACUCCGUCGAUUUAACGGACGUGGUUGCCGCGCCUGCGACACAGAGCAAACCUGAUAAAGUCAGUGACAAGAGCUUGGUGACCAUUAAACCGAGCAAGAAGAUUGAAACAGUGGUCGGGACGUCUAAGAACAUCAUAUUGACUACUAAGAACAAGAUUGCCGUAGGACCAGCGCCGUCUAGCUCCAGCAAGAGCUCGGUGCGCGUGACGAACAUGGAGACGCUGGCGCCGGCCACGGUCAAGGGCCGCGUCGACAAGAAGCGGCCCGCCAUCAAACAGGAGCCAGAGGCGCCCAAGAGGAAAAAGACUGAACCCAUGACACUCAAGGAUUUCGACAUAGAUGACAUUGACGACAUCAUCGAGUUGGAAUAAACACAGAAAAUACUUUUCUGGAAAAUACAAAUAAGAAACGCACCUUGACUCUUUGAUACCUACGAGAGCACUAAAUACAUUGGUCGCGAUUUAGUAACGUUUUCACUAGGCAGUAUAACAUUUGUCGAUAAAUGAACCUACGGGUGAAUCGUGAUCUCGUCUCAUGAAGUGCUGCCCUGAUUACUGCUAGCGUGUUAAGAUUGCACCCUGACGAUGUACUUUAGUUUGAAAGCUAUUUUGAUUGUAUGAUUUUACGUAAUCUCUUGAUUAUUUGAUUUAAUUUGGUGCUUUGAUUCGUAACACAUACAUCGGUCUAAAUAAAGGAAUUUUUAAAACUGUCAAAAUUUCCGCUUGCCAUUGUUUCAUAAUACUGAAAUAUUUAAAAGUACGUUUAUCGACAAUUGUCCUAAAAUUUUGGCGGUAUCACAGACCCGUCGGGAAACUAUUGACGAUUUGCUGGGUUCUCCAGGUAAAAGUGUUUCGAAUAUUAUGAUAGUGAUAAGUAUAAGGAUGCUUUUAUAAAAAAUUAAGUACACAGUCAGUGUUUUUUUUUAAGUUGCGGAAUGUUAUUUUAUUUUGAUUAUGUCACUAUUUAGUUGCAUACGUAUUCAUCUUAUUUGACGCCAUUAAUUUAUUACGUAACACGAUUUUUGCCAGUUUUUGACCCCCUCCCUCCCCUAUGUAAGAAAAAAUAAGAACAGCAAUUUAAAGCAAAAAAUUAAUAGACGUUUGGUUUUAGUUUAUUUUUCAAAAUAAUCAUUUUUGGAAUGUUUAUUUGUACCUACAAAGAUACUGGAGCCCGUUUAAGCUAACUGCACCGUGUUUGAUAGCAUAGAGCGUCGAAGUAUUAUUUAAAACGUCAUAAUACUCAUAAUUUCAUAGAAAUAAAAUAAAAACGCAUUUUGUAAUCUUACGUACGAAGUAUUAAAACCCCCUCCCUCCCCUUCUAUAUUGUCUUACGUAAUAAAUGAUUGGCGCCUUUGAAAAAAUAUUGUUUUAGUUAUUACCAUAUAAUAAUAAAGAUAUCUCUAUCAUAUUUUAUCACUAAGUUCUAGAUGUCCUGUAAAUACUUUUUUAAUAAGGCUUGUAUUGAUUGUGAUCUAACUUUUACUGUCUGUGUAGCUAGAAUACUUUGGUCUAUUGUAAAAGCUAAGGCAAGUGUGUAUUGAAUGUACAUUUUAAUUUUUUAUUUUAAUAAUUAUAGAAUACAAUUGUCUUGGACUUUAGAAAUUAUAAAGUGAUUAUAAUGCGCUCAAGCGCGUAAAAAUAUGCUUAGAAGAUUACAGUAGUGAAUGUUAAUUGCUCCUCGUACAUUUGUUGGUUACUUCACAACUAAUGGGAAUAAAUAAUGACUUUUAA
Molecule: messenger RNA, 13752 nt
Organism: Cydia strobilella
Lineage: Eukaryota; Metazoa; Arthropoda; Insecta; Lepidoptera; Tortricidae
Exons: 23
Coding region: 142-12393 (4083 amino acids)
Cellular component (GO): nucleus
Molecular function (GO): ATP-dependent chromatin remodeler activity; ATP binding; ATP hydrolysis activity
Source: RefSeq, a predicted model, not a curated record